Molecule: messenger RNA, 774 nt
Organism: Sitodiplosis mosellana (orange wheat blossom midge)
Lineage: Eukaryota; Metazoa; Arthropoda; Insecta; Diptera; Cecidomyiidae
Exons: 4
Coding region: 10-699 (229 amino acids)
Molecular function (GO): GTP binding; GTPase activity
Source: RefSeq, a predicted model, not a curated record
ACCAGAAAAAUGGGUGAUGAUGAUUUUUCAAGGGGUCGCCGUGAGCAUCUCAGAAUAGACUUGGACCAUCUGAAGGAUACCUUGACUAAAACACUAGAAUCAUACACUGAAACAGUGCAAUCAUAUAGCGAUUUAAUGCAGAAGGCACUCAUCGAAAAUCCUUACUUUGAUCAUAGCGAUUUCUUGAAACUUCACCAAAACUCUAAAACCACAGCCAUUGAACCGUUCCAAUCACAACACAAUGGAGACAAUAAGCUUAGUUCUGUGGUCCAACGAAAAAUCGAAGCAAAUAUUGAGCAAAAAAUGCCACCAUUAGAGGCAGGAAAUGAAGCAAAGCGUCAAGAUUUCCUAAAAAGGGCCAAUUUACAUAGUGAAACGGUGAGUCGAGAGUUGAAAGCGUCGUCCGAGAACAGAGUACGAGCUGGAAUUGGUGGGUCAUUCUUGAGCGACCAUGACUUCGUCAACUUGUUUUUAAACAUGAAAUCAACGAUUCUGCAAGAGUUUGCUUCUAGGAAGAUGGGCGAUGAUGAGCUGUCCACACAAGCUCAUCAAUUCUACCGCAAAGAACUCGAGGGAAGCAUAGAUAACUUGCGAAUUGUUUUGAAACAAGCGAAUGAGGCGCAUAGACCACCAAGAGAGCCGAGCAAUUGGGUUCAAUUCCGUGAUUCAAUUCGUCGAGGACUAGGAAUCAUUCACUAAUAUGUGUAAAAUGUAGAAAAUUAUGUACACAAUGAAGACCAUGCAAAAAUAUUUGUAUUUGAAUUACAAAGAUAU